AUGGAGAACACUAGUUGGAACACUGAAUUGCAGUCGAAUUCUGAUGCUUGUAGCAAUACUGUGUUUGAUCACCAUAGGUUUGAUGAAAAUUUUUAUGUUGAUGUGCAAGAGUUUGGUAGAGAUUGGAUCCCUGAAUGUUCUGAGGGAUUGAAACCUUACAUUGAUCAGCGUUUUAGUGAUCUUAAUCAAGCUUUUAUUUUCUACAGGGAAUACGGUAGAUCAUCUGGAUUUGAUGUACGUCGGUCCACUGAAAGGAGUGAUAGGGAUGAAUCGACUCGGCAAAUCAUCUCACUCAAUUAUUCUAGGCCAAAUGGCGAAAGAAGGAAAAACUAUGAAGUAUUUGGUGAUGCUGUUUCUUUUGAUGCAACGUAUAGGAGGAACAGGUAUGGGAUGGUUUUCAUUCCUCUUGUAGGAAUAGACAAUCAUUGGAAAAGUGUGACCUUUGGGGCGAUUUUGCUUGAACGGGAAGACAACGAAAACUAUAUAUGGGCAUGCGAAUCUUUCAAGAAGGUGUUUGGUAAGGAUCCCAAAUGUAUUAUUACAGAUCAAGAUCUAGCAAUGAAAGCUGCUCUUCAAAUUUCCUUCCCACUUGUUAAGCAUCGACUUUGUACUGUUUUCUUUGCCGAAUCAGGCUUCAUGGAAAAAAUUAGACGAGUAAUUUGGGUAGAUCAUACAACACCAGAAGAAUUUGAGCAUGGAUGGUUAGAUGCUGUUGAUGAAUUUGACUUGAACGAAAAUGCUUGGCUAAAAGAAAUGUUUGAUAUGAGAUCUUUGUGGAUUCCAGCAUACUUUAAUGACGAUCCAAUGGUAGGCCUCUUGCGGACAACAUCGAGGUCAGAAAGUUCUAAUUUUUAUUUUGGAAAUUACGUUCAGAGAGGUGAUACACUUUCAGAGUUUUACAUAUGCUAUCAAAGUGCAAUUGAAAAACAAAGGAUCAACAACGCCAAGAAACUGACACACUAUGAUGACUUCACACCAAAAACAAUUACAGACAGAGAAAUUGAAAAAGAUGCACUUAGACUUUAUACACAAGGGCUCUUUUCUACAAAGUUCAGGAAGAGAUUAGAGCUGGUAGUGUGGAUAUUGUUCUUUUGGGCUUGA
This is a messenger RNA of Daucus carota subsp. sativus, 1101 nucleotides long. Its product is annotated as protein FAR1-RELATED SEQUENCE 5-like. The record is from RefSeq and is a predicted model, not a curated record. The transcript has 4 exons. Bases 1 to 1101 code for a protein of 366 amino acids. Gene Ontology annotation, biological process: regulation of DNA-templated transcription. NCBI's taxonomy places the organism in Eukaryota, Viridiplantae, Streptophyta, Magnoliopsida, Apiales, Apiaceae.